This is a messenger RNA of Ostreobium quekettii, 792 nucleotides long. The record is from the annotation of a GenBank genome assembly. NCBI's taxonomy places the organism in Eukaryota, Viridiplantae, Chlorophyta, Ulvophyceae, Bryopsidales, Ostreobiaceae.
AUGUCGCGGUGCGUGCCACGCGCAAGGAUCGUCCAACCUGCUUCACUUUGCAAGUGGCGGGCAUUGGAUCCCAAACUCCUGAGACACUCGGGGCACGCUGAAGGCGCAGCGAGGGGGAGGCCCAAUGUGGUUCUCUGCUCUGCGGCCAAGAAUCUGUACGAUGUGCUUGGUGUGCAACAAAGUGCCUCUACAAAAGAAUUGAAGGCCGCAUAUCGCAAGAAGGCGUUAAAGCUUCAUCCUGAUGUGAACAAAUCGCCAAACGCCAAAGAUGAUUUCAUUGAUGUCAUGCAUGCGUAUCAGACUUUGUCUGACCCAGCGGCAAGAGCUAAGUACGACACCAAGCUACGACUGGGUUUUGAUGAGCGGUCAUCUGGCAAGGACGGCUUUCGUCCUGGCUAUGAUUGGAGCUAUGAGACUGGUAGAAAGAGAGAAGAAGAGAUUGCUUUCAGCUUGGAAGAUUUGCUUCGCGAGCUGGAAAAGGAACUCAACAUAUGGACCUCGAAGAGGUCCAAGGAAGCGCCUCCAAAAGGCUUCUGGGCUGCUCUUGGCGAGGAGUUUGUGGAGUUCCUUGAGGAGGGCAUCGGAAUCAAGAAUGAGGGUGAUGCCAGUCAAACGACCCAGAGACGCUCAUCUUCUGGAAAAUCAAGGCCUUCCAGUAGGACGUCCCAACCAUACAGCAACUCAGAGAGACCACGGGCACCCACAACAGAAACGCCACCACCAGCCACCAGAGACGAAAAUGAGGAGGUAGAAGAGAUGCUGAGAGCUUUGAAGAAGAAAAAGGGGCUGUGA